AUUUAAUGUAAGGAGCAGGAAGGCAUUCUGAGUUUGACAAUAUGCCUGAUUUUUUAUUUGAAAGUAAAAAUGUAUUAAACUGAAGAUACUUUAAUAUUAUCUGAUCCAAGAGAAGAAAAUUGUUAUUCAACUAUUAAAGAUUAUUGCUGUCCAAAUUUUACUUUAAUGUCAUUUACAGCCAUAAUUUCAUUGAUUCAAUUAUCAUUGUUUAUUUUUAUGUGUUUCUUUGGGGAUUUCAAUCUUUAGAAAGCAAUUUUGUGUAUAGUAUUUAAAUAUUAUUUACAAAAGAGUUCUCAGAUGAAACUCUUGAAACUUUUGGAAGAUGUUCGGCAUAUAAUGUGAAAUAUAAAUUAGAGUUCUAUCGUUUAAUAACUUGUCUAUUCAUAUUUAAUAAUGUUAAAGAUUUAUGUGGAGAAUUAUUGUUAUAAGUUAUUAUAGUUUCGAUGGUGGAAAAGUUUAUAAAUAAAAAAACAACCUUAUUAUUAUAUUUAUCUACAGGAAUUGCUGGAUCAAUAACUUUUAUAGUAUUUUACGAUUAAAACAUUGAAGGAAAUUCAUUUUGUGUUUUUGGAAUGAUUGGUCUAAUGUUUGGGUUUAUAAUUUAAAAUGCAUAAUAGGUAUUUAAAAUAUUUAAAUGAUAAGGAUGAGGCAAGAUAAGUAAUUAUGUAAGUAACUAUUUUUAUAUUAAUAAUUGGAAUAAUUGGAUUUUUUUAUAAAAAUUCAUUAAUCUUUGGAAUUUAUGGUAGUUUCUUAAUUGGAAUUGUAAUUGGAUUGAUUUAGCCAACUUAAAAUAGAAAUUUUUAAAGAACUAAAAUGAAAUUUGUAGGGUUGGGAGUAAUUUUCAUGUACUUUACUGGAUUUAUAUAUUUUUUUUUUUCGUUUAGGAUGCCAUCACAUCCAAUUGAAUAACAAUGA
This is a messenger RNA of Paramecium sonneborni, 915 nucleotides long. NCBI's taxonomy places the organism in Eukaryota, Ciliophora, Oligohymenophorea, Peniculida, Parameciidae. The record is from the annotation of a GenBank genome assembly.